UCUUGUUAUUUUCUCGCUUUCUUGUAUUAAAACCCUAAAUCUCCAAGCGGUCGACGGGAUUUCACCUCCCGGGACUUGUUAUUAUCCGUUUCCGGCAUCACGAUAGGGGAAAACCCUUAUCAUCCUCGCACCUCAUCUCGGAAGAUUGCACGAGGUUGCCGUUGGCGUAGGCUCUGAUUGUAUCUGAAAUUUGGCAGACAAUGCUAAGUAGGAGGCUUCAUCAUGUGCAUGAUAUUCCGCCUCUCCUUCUCGUCCCUCCACUGGUACGAUUCUGCGCUGCAGACGUAGUCAUGGCUUUGAUUGUAUCUGACAUUUGGCAGACAAAGCUCAGUAGGAGGUUUCAUCAUUUGCAUGGUUUGCUGCCUCUCCUUCUCCUUCCUCAGCUGACAAUGCUCAGUAGGAGGCUUCAUAAAGAGCAUGAUUUGCCGCCUCUCCUUCUCGUCCCUCCGCUCGUAUGGUUCUGCGCUGCAGACAUAGUAACGGCUAGGAUUGUAUCUGACAAUUGGCAGACAAUGCUCAGUAGGAGGCUUCAUCGUGUGAAUCCGCUCGACGUUUCUGCACUGCAGACGUAGCCAUGGCUUUGAUUGUAGCUGAUUUUUGGCAGACAAUGCUCAGUAGCAGGCUUCAUCAUGUGAAUGGCCUGAAAUCUCUCUUGAUUGUUUGAUGUUAUAGCUGUCUCUGCAGCUUCUACUUGUAGGGUUUUGUUUGCAUUGGUUU
Messenger RNA from Salvia splendens (bonfire salvia), 717 nucleotides. RefSeq lists its product as uncharacterized. The record is from RefSeq and is a predicted model, not a curated record. Bases 201 to 572 code for a protein of 123 amino acids. The transcript is spliced from 2 exons. NCBI's taxonomy places the organism in Eukaryota, Viridiplantae, Streptophyta, Magnoliopsida, Lamiales, Lamiaceae.